AGUCAGGAAGAUCUUAGCAGUACGCGAGCACGCUUUCUUCGGUGAAAGGCUGUAACCGAAAAUACUUCUGUUACGAAAAGAUAAAGUACUUUCACUAGUCACCGUGUGAAUACCGAGUCGGAAACAGGACCCAGCUGCUAUUUUGACCUAAAGUAUUGCAUAAAGAACUGGAAAAAUUGAUCAGAAAACAUGUUUGUGACAACUGUUGAAAUAACUGAACCUAAGUACCCCAAGCAAGUUUAUUAUCAUUUUAUGAGAAAAUGAGCAUGAAUCAGCAUAAUCUCCAAAGUAAAAAGCUAGCAGUGUUUAACAAUGAUAUUAAUUUUAUUUCAAAACAUCGUUUGAUUCAUUGAUACUAGUUUCUGUGGUUUCGUAUACCAUAAGCAUACGGAGACAGGAAGCAUUUCAGUAGCUCAACUUCCUCGAAAGACAUCACUGGUGAAUCCAUCUGCUUGAAAAUAGAGCCUAAAGUAACAAAGCACAGGACGUCCAGAAUCUCAUGGCAGGAGAAUCAAACCCUGAUCCACCUGAGGAUAACAGUAAUUUAAAAUAUCAACUGAGACAAUGGUUCACAGCCCUAGGAGCGAUCAUAGGAGCAAUUCUGGCUGGGAUGACUGGAGCUUAUAGUGCAGUCUUGAUUCCGCAGCUCGAAAAAAAUGCCGCGAUUGAAAAUUUCACCCAAGAAUACAAUAUUCAAAACUCGACGUUCAUGACCAGCUUUUUGGAAAACUUUGCAGCGAUCACGAUCGAAACAACAGGCGAGAAAUCAUGGUUAGGAUCCUCAGCGGCUCUUCUGCUGGCUCCUGGAUGUUGGAUGUCUGGGUUUAUGAUCGAGAAACUGGGAAGAAGGAUGACCCAUAUAGUGACAGCUCCCCUGUACUUUCUAGCUUGGUUUAUAGUCACCAUAAGUCCGAAUAUGAUCACCCUAAUCAUAGGAAGACUUUUGUGUGGACUUUGUAUGGGACUUUUGGGACCAGCAUGUCCAGUAUACAUAGCUGAGACAACCAACCCUCGUCUUAGAGGUAUUUUGCUAGGUUGCAUUUCUGUUGCAGCUUCAACUGGAAAUCUAUUAGCUCAUGCAGCAGGAACUUGGCUUCACUGGAGAUUGGCAAGUUUAUUCUGUGGUUCAUUCAACAUUCUUUGUUUCGUAAUCUGCAUCCUGUCACCCGAAAGCCCUACAUGGUACCUGAAAAAGGGAAGAAUCGAGGAUGCUUUGGAUGCCUGGAGAUUUUUAAGGGGAUCAACAAAUUCUAAGGAGUUUGAAAAAUUAAAAGUAGCCCACGCUCCAGGAUUUUCACAAAAGGCUUCUUCUGGAAUCAAGAGCAAAAUUGAUGAUGAGAAAGACUAUACCUGGAAGGAUAUUAUGGUGUCAAAGUCAUUUUUAAAGCCUCUGGGGAUUGUGUGUCUCCUGUUUUUUACUGCCCAGUGCUGUGGUGUGAAUGCAAUUACUUUUUAUAGUGUCACUAUUUUUGUAGAAGUGGCUGGACGUGAAGGAGCAUUCAUGUGGACCUUAAUUUUAGACGUGGUGAGAGUUUUGGUUUGUGGUUUGACCUGUUGGUUGAUUAAAAGACAUUCUAACAGAGGAUUGGCUUUGGGUUCUGGUUUGGGAUCAGCUGCAGUUCUCAUUUUACUUGCAAUUGUACAGUUUUUCGAAAUUGGAAAACCUUGGGCACCUGUAUCACUUUUAUUUGUGUAUACCUUCACAGCUUUUGUAGGUUUGGUUCCACUUUCGUGGAUGUUGUGUGGGGAAUUGUUUCCUAUGUCAUAUAAAGGAUUGGGUACAGGUUUAACAUCCGGAUUUGGAUUUUUGUGCCUUUUUAGUGUGGUGAUGACUUCACCUUAUAUGUUUAAAUAUCUCCUAGCAUGGGGGACAUUCUUGGCUUAUGGUUGCGUUGCUGCAACUGGAACUUUCUUACUAUUUUGUUAUUUGCCAGAAACCAGAGGGAAGACGCUGUUAGAGAUUGAGCGCUCAUUUGAUAAGAAAAUUGUGAAUGAUCCGGAAGUUGUAAAAGAACUGGAAAUGAACUCUGUAGUUUAAUAUUCGCUUUUUAUAAAAGUGAUAAAAGAGAUUAUGAGAUUUUAUAUCGAAAUGAUACUGAUUAUGAUCUAAUUGGUUAUAGCAAUGAGAGAUUAUAAGAUAACGCAGGGAUAAACUCCGCAGUUAAGAUUUUUUCAUCAAAUCAGGGAAAGGAUGUACAAACAUUUAUCAUUUUUUAUCAUUUGGCUGAAACGUGCCUUUGAUUUAAUGCUACUCUUUCACUUUUUACAGAUACCUAUCAAUUUUCUGUCAAACAUUUGCUUUAAAUAAUAAAAUGUUUUAUAAAAGAUUGAAGGCUAAUGAGAUUCUUUUUACUGAAAUUGUGCUAAUAAUAAGUAUGUGAUACAAAUAGUGAAACAGAAUAAAAUCAUUUAUCGAGUUUACUUACUGUGAUUAAUAACCGAAAAAUGUGAUAGGCUUAUCUUUUGGUUUUCCAGUAAUUAAAUUAGUGAAAAGUAAAUAUUAGGAGUCGUAAAUUACAAAAUCGAUUUAAAAAAAUGCAAAUAAUUUUUGUAAUAGUUCAGUAUUUGUAGUGAAUUAUAGACGAUGCGCUAUACGCAAACGACGAGUUGCGAAAUGUUAUUAAUAGUUGCUUGCAUGUCAUCAAUAUUUAUAGCAGGAAUACUUUAUGUUCCAUAGGUAUUACUUUGAAGUAAGCUUGUGUUUAAUUACUUUUUUUUAUGCAACUUCGACGAAACAGUAGAGAGUUAAAAAAUUUUGUACAAACUUUUUUAUGCUAAGUAAUUUUAGACGAUAUGCAAUUUUACUGCAAAAAUGUUAGUUUUUCUUGUUGAGUAUUUUAUUAAGUUCUAAGGUCGUCAU
Messenger RNA from Belonocnema kinseyi, 2860 nucleotides. RefSeq names its product facilitated trehalose transporter Tret1-like. Lineage: Eukaryota; Metazoa; Arthropoda; Insecta; Hymenoptera; Cynipidae. Gene Ontology annotation, biological process: transmembrane transport. The transcript has 3 exons. Gene Ontology annotation, molecular function: transmembrane transporter activity. The record is from RefSeq and is a predicted model, not a curated record. The coding region runs from base 500 to 2038 and encodes 512 amino acids. Gene Ontology annotation, cellular component: membrane.